AUGUCGACCAACUUCCGCGAUCGCGCCAUCGCAGAGGUGCAGAAGGCGAUCACAGCCGACCACAACAAGGAGUACCAAAAAGCCUUCGACCUAUACAUGUCCUCCAUGGAGCUCUGGGUCAAGGCCCUCAAGUGGGAGAAGAACAAGGCCCUCAAAGUCACCAUGCAGGAGAAGAUGGCGACGUACCUCGACCGCGCAGAGAAGCUCAAGCAAUUCCUCGCCGCUGAGAACGAGAGCGCAAACGGCGGCGGCGGAAAGGCCAUCAUGGGCGCUAACGGCAGCUCGACUGGCAAGGGGAAGCCGCAGGCUGGCGAGGACGACGACAGCAAGAAGUUGCGCAACGCGCUGUCUGGUGCUAUUCUCCAGGAGAGGCCCAACGUGCGGUGGGAGGAUAUCGCUGGUCUCGAGGGUGCGAAGGAGACGCUGAAGGAGGCUGUUGUCCUCCCCAUCAAGUUCCCCAGUCUGUUCCAGGGCAAGCGACAGGCGUGGAAGGGUAUUCUGCUGUACGGUCCUCCAGGAACGGGUAAAAGUUACCUCGCCAAGGCUGUAGCGACAGAAGCAAACAGUACCUUUUUCAGUAUCAGCAGUUCCGACUUGGUCAGCAAAUGGAUGGGUGAAAGUGAAAGACUCGUCAAGCUCCUCUUCUCCAUGGCGCGCGAAAACAAGCCCUCGGUUAUCUUCAUCGACGAGAUCGAUGCCCUGUGCGGCCCAAGAGGUGAAGGCGAAUCCGAGGCCUCACGUCGUAUAAAGACCGAGAUACUUGUUCAGAUGGACGGUGUAGGCAACGACAGCAAGGGUAUUCUGGUCCUGGGCGCCACCAAUAUUCCCUGGCAAUUAGACGCUGCUAUCCGCCGACGUUUCCAGCGCCGUGUGCAUAUUGGUCUUCCCGACAUGAACGGUCGCGCGCGCAUGUUCAAGCUAGCCAUCGGCGAUACUGAGACCUCGCUCCAGGCCAGCGAUUACAAUGUUCUUGCAGCGAAGUCAGAGGGAAUGUCUGGCAGUGAUAUCGCCAACGUUGUUCAAUCCGCUCUCAUGCGACCAGUCCGCAAGAUUCUACAAGCCACACACUUCAAGCCUGUUAUGAAAGACGGCAAGCGCAUGUUGACGCCCUGCUCACCAGGCGACCCCGAAAAGAUCGAGAUGACAUACGACGACGUCUCAUCCGACGAACUACUUGCACCAGAUGUAGCGCUGAAGGAUUUCGAGAUGGCGCUUGACGAUUCGCAUCCAACUGUUUCCAAGGAUGAUAUUGCAAGGCAGAUUGAGUGGACCAAUGAAUUUGGAAGCGAGGGCGCAUGA
Fusarium tjaetaba is the source of this 1299-nucleotide messenger RNA. Its product is annotated as vacuolar sorting-associated 4. Gene Ontology annotation, molecular function: ATP binding; ATP hydrolysis activity. The transcript has 3 exons. Gene Ontology annotation, biological process: vacuole organization; endosomal transport. NCBI's taxonomy places the organism in Eukaryota, Fungi, Ascomycota, Sordariomycetes, Hypocreales, Nectriaceae. The coding region runs from base 1 to 1299 and encodes 432 amino acids. The record is from RefSeq and is a predicted model, not a curated record.